This is a messenger RNA of Papilio polytes (common Mormon), 1433 nucleotides long. RefSeq lists its product as uncharacterized. The record is from RefSeq and is a predicted model, not a curated record. NCBI's taxonomy places the organism in Eukaryota, Metazoa, Arthropoda, Insecta, Lepidoptera, Papilionidae. The transcript has 2 exons. The coding region runs from base 568 to 951 and encodes 127 amino acids.
ACCUUUUUUAUUAUUUUACAAAUGCUUAAAAAAUACAUAUAACAAUACAUAUGACCUUAUCAGUGUGCGUUAAUGUUUUAGUAAUGGAAACUCAAAGUUCAUUUCUAAUACGAGCUUUUAGCGUAACGAUUGACUAACAUAACAGAAAUUUAGGGUAGAAGCUUCAGUCCUAUGUAAUGUGUAUAAGGAUAAGAACAUGAACAUCUUAACGUCUAGAUAUUAAAUCAACAAUAAGUACACGUGCAAUUAAAAUGUACAACACGCUAGGCUAGGUAGUGACGUGGGCGCAGGCGCAGGCUGUUCAAGAACCGUGAAGGCCGUGUGACGAGCGGCGCGGGCGCACGUCACUACACACACACGCACAGCCUACCUCCCGCCCCCGCGCCGCAUCCCUCACCCCGCCGGCUGCCUACCUGGCAAAGUUCACUCACAUACGAGUACCUGUAGCAUAGCAGAGUCGACCGCGUGCCGAUACUUCCUUGCAUUAACACCGCCAUUGUUAAAAUGAUAUCUGUCAUACUCAGAUGAUUUGUGUAUUUAAUUGGUGUACUGUACUAAUAUAGUAAAAUGCCGUACAUCAUGAUAAUGGGCAGCCUCAGUGCUCAACAUCUAUCGAAAGAUGAAGGUGCAACUGUAUACGGAUUAAAAAGCGAUGAACGAGCGACUUUAGUUCGGGAAUUGAACUCGUCCUUCGGUAUGGCGAUAGCGACAUCAUCAGACUUGGAGCGAACAGUCCGUGUGACCCAGAAGGGGCUGACGCUAAUGGUGGUGAACCGCCUCCAUGGUCUGUUCGGGUACGACGUGGUCUCCCACGCUAUGGCUAUGACGAAUGCCAAUCGGGAACUCAUAUCGUUCACCAUGUAUAAGAAGUCGAGCCCCAACUCACACGGCCACGGCCACGGUCACUCCUCGCACAAGCAGCACUCCCAUAGCAGUGUUGUGACACUCUAAUCUUGUAUGUUGCUAUCUCUUUCUCACUUAUGACAAAAAAGAGACUGCGAUAUUACAGGUGUCACUGCAGUUGAAUACAGUAUGAUCUGUUAAUGUUAUUACGAAUAUUUUAUAGAAAUUGAAACUUUAAGUUUCAAGUAAUAAAGCGUUUAUAUAAAAACAUAUCGUAUAUAAAGAGCAGGUUUAGUGCAGUGAAAACGCCCGGUUAUUUAGUACACUUAUAGCUGAAUUAGCAUUAAAUGUCAUCUUGAAAAUUUAAAUUAAAUCUCACUGUAAAAGAUUUAAGGCUUCAUAUUAUUAAUUGCUUUAUAUUAAGUUAUGUAUUUUGGUAUUAGAAAUUUCGAAUGUGAAAAUUUUACUUAAAUAAAUGCAUUUUUAGUGAUAUAAAACAGGGUUAACAAAUGAAACAUAUCAUAAAUUGUAUCGGAAUUGUUUUGUAAUACAAUAAAAAGUGCGUUAAUAAAAACUAAUAAUCGAUUUUA